Funneliformis mosseae is the source of this 174-nucleotide messenger RNA. NCBI's taxonomy places the organism in Eukaryota, Fungi, Glomeromycota, Glomeromycetes, Glomerales, Glomeraceae. The record is from the annotation of a GenBank genome assembly.
AUGGUUUCUAACAUUAUUAAGGUGGUUGAAGAAAAUAUCAAAAGCUCCGAUGCAGAAUUAAUAGUUAACGCACCUGAUAUCACCCCGGAUGAUGCUGAAGUUCUUAAACAAAUUCCCAUCCGCUCAAUAUAUGCUUCAGGAGAUAUUGGAGGUAAGAACGAUAAUUGGGACUGA